Messenger RNA from Vigna umbellata (rice bean), 2326 nucleotides. Its product is annotated as wall-associated receptor kinase-like 10. Gene Ontology annotation, molecular function: ATP binding; protein serine/threonine kinase activity; polysaccharide binding. The record is from RefSeq and is a predicted model, not a curated record. Gene Ontology annotation, biological process: protein phosphorylation; cell surface receptor signaling pathway. Gene Ontology annotation, cellular component: plasma membrane. Lineage: Eukaryota; Viridiplantae; Streptophyta; Magnoliopsida; Fabales; Fabaceae.
AUGAUUCUGCAAAUACCAUUUUUCGUCAUCAUCACGAUGUUCAUAACAUUGCCUCCUAUAUAUGCUCAGCCAUAUUAUUAUUAUAACUUGCCAUAUUUUGAACUGCAAGAUUCCAAAGAAGGGUAUAUUAUAGCAAAACCUGGGUGUAGUUUCAGAUGUGGAGGUGUUGACAUCUCGUACCCUUUUGGAAUGAAAGAUCCGAAAUGCUACGGAGGCAAGUGGUUUGAAGUAGAAUGCAGAGAAACUUCCCGCGGCCAAAAACCCUUCCUAAAGUCUUUAAAUCUGGAGGUGAUGGGAGUUGGCUUGAAUAUGGUUCAUAUCAAGAAUCCGAUUUUCUAUUGGAACUGCCCAGGCAGAAGAGCAACGCCAGAAGUAAUAAACCUGAGAGGAAGCCCUUUUGUGUAUUCCCCGGUAGCCAACACGUUUGUGGCCGUUGGUUGCAACAACCUUGCCUUUUUGCAGUCCAAUGGGUCCACUGUUGCUUGUUGUGCGUCCAUGUGUGAUGACAGUGAAGAAGUCAAUGAAAACUUCAACUUGGUAGGAAAAUAUGGUUGCAGUGGCAGGUACUGCUGUGAAACUUCACUGCCCAAGUAUCUUUCAGAAUAUAACGCAACACUUCAACAUUUUAACACCGAAAACAAUAAUACUGUGAGUGAACCGUGUACUUAUGCGUUCAUUGCAUAUCCAUACUCGUACUGGCAAGAUACGUUUUCGAUUAACGAUACGGAUUAUAUUGAGGCAGUGCUUGAGUGGGAGAUAUUGGACAACACGCUUGACAAUUCUACCCGUCAAUCCCUUUCAGAAUUAGAUUGUAAUCGCUCUAAUGUUGGAUCUUCGCAAAACACAAGCUCUGGUUGGAGAUGCGACUGUUUAGAAGGCUUCUAUGGCAAUCCCUACGUUGCAGGAGGCUGCACUGCGAUCCCAGGUUAUUACAAGCACAGUCAAGCGAAGAAGUGGGCUAUAGUAGGAGUUUCGUCAAGUCUGGGAUCUAUCAUUUUUCUCCUUGGUCUAUGGUUGUUGUAUAAGGUUGCAAGGAAGAGAAUGAUAGAGAAACGUAAACAGAAGUUCUUCAAAAAGAAUGGCGGUUUGUUGUUGCAACAAAGAAUGUCAUCUAAUGAAGCUAAUGUAGACAAAGCUAUUCUCUUUAGCUUAGAUGAUUUAGAGAAAGCCACUGACAACUUUAACAUGGAUAGAGUUCUGGGAAAGGGAGGGCAAGGUACGGUUUACAAAGGAAUGCUAGUAGAUGGUAGAAUUGUUGCAGUGAAAAAAUUUAAGGUGGAAGGAAAUAUUGAAGAGUUCAUCAAUGAGUUUGUCAUUCUGUCACAAAUCAACAACAGAAAUGUGGUCAAAUUGUUAGGAUGUUGUUUGGAGACAGAAAUUCCCCUGCUUGUUUAUGAAUUCAUUCCUAAUGGUAAUCUCUUUGAAUAUUUGCAUGACCAGACAAAGGAGUUAUUACCAAUGACUUGGGAGAUGUGUUUGAGAAUUGCCACUGAGAUCGCAGGAGCUCUCUUUUACCUGCACUCGGUUGCAUCUAAACCCAUUUAUCAUAGAGAUAUCAAAUCCACAAAUAUACUAUUGGAUGAAAAGUAUAGGGCAAAAAUUGCAGAUUUUGGAACAUCCCGGGUAAUUUCUAUUGAAGCUACUCAUCUUACAACAGUUGUUCAAGGUACCUUCGGUUAUUUGGAUCCUGAAUAUUUUCACACUAGUCAAUUUACAGAGAAAAGUGAUGUCUAUAGUUUUGGAGUAGUUCUUGCUGAACUUUUAACAGGCCAAAAGGCAAUAUCACCAGCAAGAUCUGGAGAGUUCAAGAGUCUAGCAUCAUAUUUUGUUGAGUGUCUGGAGGAGGACAAUCUGUUUGACAUUAUUGACAAAAGAGUUAUGAAAGAAGCAGAGAAGGGACAAAUCAUUGCCGUUGCUAAUCUUGCAAAUAGAUGCUUAGAGUUGAAUGGAAAGAAACGUCCAACUAUGAAAGAGAUCACACUUGAAUUAGAAGGGAUUCAUGGGUUGGUCAGGAAGUGUAAUGCAGAGAAAAAAGGUGACGAAGUUGAGCUUGCACGAGUUGGCAUCCUUGGGAUGGAUAUUCUACGUCAAAGUCAUGGUACUCAAAAGGUUGUACCUAUGGUACAAUAAAAAGUAAUUGCUGUUCAUGUUCUGAAUCAUGGUUGUGAGAAAACUCAUCGAUGCUUGUUCAUGUUCUUCUCCAAGAAGGGAGCUAUAAGUACUCAGUUACAGCAUUCCAUCUCACUUUCAAAUAGUGAUAGUAGAAAUUCUCUAUAAAAUAAAAUGCUUAUGUUGAAUGUAGCUGAUGUGUUUAUAUUGUAGCUUG